Musa acuminata AAA Group (dessert banana) is the source of this 3272-nucleotide messenger RNA. RefSeq names its product pentatricopeptide repeat-containing protein At5g66520-like. The transcript has 2 exons. Gene Ontology annotation, molecular function: protein binding. The record is from RefSeq and is a predicted model, not a curated record. The coding region runs from base 29 to 1504 and encodes 491 amino acids. NCBI's taxonomy places the organism in Eukaryota, Viridiplantae, Streptophyta, Magnoliopsida, Zingiberales, Musaceae.
UUAUUCCUACGUUGAAACCAUCUCUCCGAUGAAGCCACCUCCUCCUCGUUUCCGUCUCUCUUUGAUAGGACGCUCGGGUCUCAAACAAGCCCGCCAAAUCCACGCCCAUUUGAUCUCCCUCGGCCUCGUCUCCUACACCUACGUCACCAGCCGAGUCCUCGCCCUCUACGCCCUCCAUGACAUGGCCCUUGCCCACCAGCUGUUCGCCCGAAUCCCCCAGCCGACCAUCUUCAACUGGAACACCAUGAUCCGCGGGUUCUCCGACACCGCCCGACCCCACCGUGGUCUCGCCGUCUACGUCGGCAUGCGCCGCCACGACGUCUUUCCCAACAUGCAUACUUUUCCGUUCACGAUCAAGACGUGCACCGGUGUCCCCGUGCUUUCCCAGGUCCACGGGCAGGUUUUUAAGUUCGGGUUCGAUCUCGAUGUCUUCGUUACCAGCUCUCUCGUGAAAAGGUACUCCGAUCUGGGAGCUGUACAACUUGCUUCCAAGGUAUUCGACGAAAGUUCUCACAGAAAUGUAGUUUGUUGGACUAGUCUCGUAACCGGCUACUGCAGUCAUGGCUUGGUGGAUAAAGCCCGCAGCUUGUUCGAUCAUAUGCCCGAGAGAAACGGUGCUUCCUGGAGUGCCAUGAUCACGGGGUACGUGCAGAACGAACGCCACAAAGAGGCCAUCGAGUUGUUCCACGAGUUGAGAGAAUGUUCGGCUGCAGAGCUCAACGACGCUCUUCUUGUCAGUGCUCUGAGCGCUUGUGCGAGUCUGGGCGCUUUGGAGGAGGGGAGAUGGAUCCAUUCACACAUAGACGCAAAGGGAUUGACGCACUACGGGCUCGAGCUUGGGACUGCACUGGUGGAUUUCUACGCAAAAUGUGGCUUCGUCGACGGCGCGAGAGAGGUCUUCGACAAGAUGCCACGCAAGGAUGUGACAGCUUGGAGUGCGAUGAUCAUGGGACUAGCUCUCAACGGGCACAGCCGUCCCGCCAUCAGCGUCUUCUCGGAAAUGCUAAAGCAAGGCGUGGCGCCGAACGCGAUCACCUUCAUCGGAGUCCUGGCCGCUUGUAAUCACGGAGGCCUGGUCGACGAAGGGCGGGCUCAUUUCGAGAGCAUGGUUUCGGCAUACGACGUACGCCCCACGAUCGAGCACUACGGAUGCAUGGUGGAUUUGCUGAGCAGGGCCGGCCACACUGCAGAGGCCGAGGGGCUGAUUGAGUCCAUGCCAAUGGAGCCGGACGGGGUGAUAUGGGGAGCUCUGCUGAACGGAUGCAGGAUGCACGGCCAUUUCAAGCGGGGGGAGCGGGCGGGGAGGCGGGUGAUCGAGCUGGAGCCCGCGCAUUUCGGGAGGUACGUCGGGCUGGCCAAUGUGUAUGCAUCCAUGAAGAGGUGGGAUGGUGUGGCGGAGCUGCGAACGGCAAUGAGGAAGAGGCAGGUGACCACCACGCCUGGGUGGAGUUCGAUUGGCCAUCUUGACGACAAAACCCACCGACAGAAAGAGACUCAAAGAUAGGUCGCUCUCCAUCACUCCGCCCGCGGAGGACUUAGUGUGGCAUCUUGCGAAGCUGAGCACGUCUCUGUGCUGUGCAGUUCCCGCUCGGCCCACCUGAUCUCCUCCUUCCGCGUAUUCAGGACGGAACGCUGCAGGUGAAGCUAUAUGCAUUUAAAAGAGAGCACGUCUCACAAGGAAGAUGGAGGAAGAAUCAAAGACAUCAGUUUCGUUGAUGCAGUAGACCGAGCUUAAAAUUUUAUACUCUUCCAAAGAAGGUCAAGAUGCAUCAUGUUAAGCCACAAAGAGUCAACGAGGGGAGAAUGGAAAUCAUGCCAACUUCAACAGCCACCAUCAUCACUCCUGGUAUCCACUACUCCUUUAUGAAAUUGUUGGAUGCAGGAUCGAAUGAUCUUCCUUUAAGUAUUAAGAACUGCAGCAUUGCUAUUUUGUAUUUGCAAAUAGUAUAUGCUCUUAUAUACUGAUCAAUUGCAUAUCAUAUGCUUCACAUAUUGUUUUCGCACUUAAGUCGACUAUGCCGUAGAUGUUUCAGGAUAGCCUGCAUCACACAGCUUUUGCUUACCUAACUGAAGCCUGCAUCCUGGCUCAAGUGCCAGGACUCGGACCUGACUUCAACUAAGUAUAUUGUUCUUUAAGAUAUUAUCUAUUAUGAUCUUUUUAAUUACUCAUUUUAUCAAAUUAUAAGUGUGCAUGCCAUUUGAAAUUUAUAGAUUAUAUUGUUCCUAGAAAACUACUUUAUAUCAAAUUGAUUAUUUUGGAGUUAGAAUUGGAGCAGAAAGUCAGUCGUCCCAUUUCUAGAAUGUUAGUAUUUCUUCGAUAGGUCAUCAUGCAAUUUGCAGAAAAUGUCCGUGGUAGCAGAUUUUUUGGAAUAAUACAUUUUUGACCGUCAACACACUAGUGGUGUAUCUUAAUCAAGUACUUGACAAGUAUAUUAUGAUUAAGGCACAAUGUGCACAGCCAAGAGAUUGUAGUCCUUUAAGCAUCAAGUACUUAUUGUAUGUGAUUUGGCAUAGCAAUUCAGUAAAUCGUAUAAAAGAUUCUUGGAUGCUGUGGUUUUUUUUUGUUCCUUUCUUUGUGGGCGUACAUGAUGUAUGCAUGUGUAUUUGUUUGAGCAAUGUCAAUUGAAAUGGUACACUUGCUUACUUGCAAAUGCACUGAAACUAGCAUAUGCAUGUCACUUUUAACAUUUUACUACCGUGAUAGAUAGUAUCAGAAGAACCGGUGUAAUAUCGAAUAAGAUGAGGAUUCGAGUGAACUAGGUUGGGCUAGAGGCACAUUAUAAUGUUGAGCCAUUGGAUUAGACCUCACAUAGAGCUUAAUUUUGGAUUUUGUUGAUCCUUGAUGAGAAUAUUAAACUUUUAAGAGGGAGUUUUUAAAUUUAAUUUAGCCUUAAGUAUUUUAAUUAGUGGUUCAGAUUAAAUAGUUUAAUUGUUUCGGAUCGAAACUCAUUGUCAACUAAUGUCCUAUCAAUAGCAAUUAUUAUAUCUUAUCAUUUGUUGCUAUGACAUGUUUGCAAUCUGUUACCUAAUGUCAAUAUUCAAAAUAAUUAUUGUGUGAUGGAGAUCAAAUAUCAGGUCUUAUAUGUAGCGGGAUGUUGCUAUUAUGGUCCUUCAAAGCCUUGACUCGAGUUGAUGUAGACCAGUUGUUUAAGCGUAUCCUAUAAAUUUAAUCAUCAAUCUCAGUUUAUUCCUCAGAAUUUUAUUUAUGGAGAUUUGCAAAAUUAACUAUUUCUUUAAUGUUCUUACUUACUACAGUUGUUUAAGCAUAUCCU